This is a messenger RNA of Oncorhynchus keta (chum salmon), 5224 nucleotides long. RefSeq names its product SH3 and multiple ankyrin repeat domains protein 1-like. Gene Ontology annotation, cellular component: postsynaptic membrane; dendritic spine; postsynaptic density. The transcript has 24 exons. Gene Ontology annotation, molecular function: synaptic receptor adaptor activity; ionotropic glutamate receptor binding. NCBI's taxonomy places the organism in Eukaryota, Metazoa, Chordata, Actinopteri, Salmoniformes, Salmonidae. The record is from RefSeq and is a predicted model, not a curated record. The coding region runs from base 413 to 5224 and encodes 1603 amino acids.
UUGGGCUGUUUGAACGUGCCAGAGGGUAAGAGAGAGAGGGAGAGGGACAUUUUCAGGACUGAGGAAAUAGAAGUGUUACUACUGGGUUGUGCUGCCUGGCGCUAGAAGACCGACAUGGAGAAUAUGCAUCGCCCCACAGCACACACAGACACCGGACACCACGUAAAAUGUGAUUUUCAAAGGCCUCACUAUCAGCGGUGAUUUUUCCACUUCUCCCAUUCCUUUUUUAAUUUUUAUUUUGCGCUGCCUCCUCUCUCCUUAUUUCUGUGUGUGGAUCCUCCCUCCCUCCCUCCACCACUUCUGUCACUCUCUCCAUUUCCAAAGGAGGGAUCUGUGAAUCAAGUGCAACAGAAGAAGAACAUGAGUCUUGGGGAAUGAUGCCGCUGCCGUUUGUGCCACCCUCCCUGUCGCCAUGACGAUGCCACUCAGCCCCCUCUCCAGUGACGAGGAGCAGCAAAGGAUGCUGGGAAACAAUAGACAUCUAUAUCCUGGGGCAGAGGACGAGGAAGAGGAGGAGGAAGAUGAAGAAGAGGAGGGUGAGGAAGAUGACCGUGAUGCAGAGGGAGAAGAUGGGGAGAAUGGAGAGCUGGAGGGAGAAGAGGAGGAAGAGGAAGUGGAGGAAGUCAGGCGAGGAGGAGGCAUGUCGCGAGGAGGCAGGGAUGAGGGGCACAGGCAAUUAGGCAAAAUGACUGGACGACCUACAGGAGACAGACAGAUACGACCCGGCAACAUUGGGCACACAGUAAACCCUUAUUCGUCCAACCAUGGACCCAACCAUCAACAGCCAGCCAAUCAGCAGCAGCAGAAGAGGCUGAGAGAGCAUAGCUCCAGUAGGGCGCCGUCAGAGGACGCCCACAUCGCCAUGAUGGUGUUCCGCAUCGGCAUCCCCGACAUCAAACAGACGAAGUGUUUGCGGUUCAACCCGGAUGCGACCGUUUGGAAGGCCAAGCAGCAGGUGCUAUGUUCUCUGACCGAUUCGUUGCGGGAUGUGUUGAACUACGGCUUGUUCCAACCAGCCACCGAAGGCCAUGACGCCAAGUUCCUGGAGGAGGAGAAGAUGCUGAGAGAGUACCCACAAUCCUUUGAGAAGGGGGUACCAUAUCUGGAGUUUCGUUAUAAGACCAGAGUGUACAAACAGACCAAUCUAGAUGAGAAACAGCUGGCUAAACUGCACACUAAGGCCAGUCUAAAGAAGUUCAUGGACUAUAUCCAAAGUGGCUCUGUGGACAAGAUGGCCAAGUUCUUGGACAAAGGGCUUGACCCCAACUACCAGGACCCUGACACGGGAGAAACCCCCCUGACGUUGGCGGUGCAAUGUGAGCCGGGGGGAGGGGAGGCCAUACGGGGGCUGGUGCUGGGAGGGGCUCAUCUUGAUUUCAGGUCCAAGGACGGACUCACACCUCUACACAAGGCUGUCCGCAGCCACUGCCACACAGCCUUGCUGACCUUGCUGUCUCUGGGUGCGUCUCCAGACUAUAAGGACCGGCGGGGGCUGACUCCGCUCUACCACACUGUGCUGACAGGGGGCGACACCUCCUGCUGUGAGACCCUGCUCCACCACCGCGCCAAGCUGGGUGUCAGGGACGAGAACGGCUGGGAUGAGACACACCAGGCCUGUCAGAAUGGCAACGCCCAGCAUCUGGAGCACCUUCUUUUUUAUGGGGCAGACUCCACUUCCCAGAAUGCCUCAGGAAACACUGCCUUGCACGUUUGUGCUUUAUACAACAAGGACAGCUGUGCACGAAUUCUACUUUACAGGGGAGCCAAUAAAGACACAAAGAAUAACAGUGGGCAGAACCCAUUUCAGGUGGCUGUCAUGUCCGGCCAUUUUGAACUAGGAGAGAUUAUCAAAAACCACCGGGACACAUAUGUAGUACCUUUUCUUGAGUCUCCCAAAUACGCCCCUCAGAGGCGAGAGAGUGCACCGCGCACCCUGGCGCUGCCCCACCCUCACCCCUUCCUGCGUGCCAACAGUGAUAACAGUAUGAACCUGCCUGACUGGAUGGCACUGCCCAAUACACCAGGCUCCAACAUAGUGUCUGUACAGGGCUAUAAGCAUUCAGGUACCAUGCGUAGCUCCAGUAGUCCCCGUGGGGCGCGAACUCGCUCCCCGUCCAGAGGGAGAGCAGGGGAUAAGGAGGACAGAAGUCGGCAGAGUCGGAGGCAGGGAGGAGGCGGAGGGGGAGCAGGAGAAGGAGGGGGAGCAGGAGAAGGAGCAGGAGAGGCGGAGUCUGUCAGCAGCAAUACGGUUACGGCAGCAGGGGGCCAGCGGAGGCGUCUCUACAGCGCCGUCCCAGGACGUGUGUUUGUGGCCACGCGUUCCCACUCUGCCCAGGGAGACAGAGAGAUUAGCAUCAGCAAGGGAGACAAAGUCAAAGUGCUGAGUGUGGGCGAGGGAGGGUUCUGGGAGGGCACGGUUAAGGGACGGACCGGCUGGUUCCCCUCAGACUGUGUAGAGGAAGUGGCAGUCCGUAGCCAGGACAACCGCUCAGAGAGCCGCAGUGAGAAAGCCAAGAGACUGUUCCGCCAUUACACCGUGGGCUCCUACGACAGCUUCGACGCUCCCAGUGACUAUAUCAUCAAGGAGAAGACAGUGCUUCUGCAGAAAAAAGACAGUGAGGGUUUUGGCUUUGUGCUGAGAGGAGCCAAGGCUCAGACCCCCAUCGAGGAGUUCACUCCCACCCCAGCCUUCCCAGCACUGCAGUACCUGGAGUCUGUCGACGAAGGAGGCGUGGCCUGGAGAGCCGGUCUGAGAAUGGGAGACUUCCUCAUUGAGGUGAAUGGUCAGAAUGUGGUGAAGGUGGGACACAGGCAGGUGGUCAACAUGAUCAGGCAAGGUGGAAACGCCCUCAUGGUCAAGGUUGUCAUGGUGACACGUAACCCUGACAUGGAGGAUGGCCAGAGAAAGAAAAUCCCCCAACAGAGUAAAAGACUAAGCACUCCGGCCAUCGCUCUCCGCUCCAAAUCCAUGACCUCAGAACUGGAGGAGAUGGCUGCUACCCCCUGGAAAAAAAAAUCAGAAUUCGAGUCUUCACAAGUUACAGAGAAGAAGAGGACAGUCUAUCAGAUGGCUUUGAAUAAGCUAGAUGAGAUCCUGGCAGCAGCUCAGCAGACAAUCAGCACCAAUGAGGGGCAAGGGACGCGGGUUCAGGGGGCAAGGAGAGACAGGAGCCGGGGCUCCUUUUACGCCAAUGAGCCAAAUUACGACCAGUCAGAAAUGGGGAUGACCGGGCUGGGCUAUGACCGCGCCCAGUUCACAUCAGGCCACGCCCCUCCACACGGUAUGCUGCGACAGAAAUCCAUCGGGGUGACUGAAGAGGAGAAGUCCCAUCUCAAUCCUCCGGCCAUGAAGUUUGCCCGAAGUCUCUCGGUUCCCGGCCCAGAUGACAUCCCCCCGCCCCCCACCACCGCCCCACCAGACCCCCCCUUCUCCUCCGCCCCACCACUGGGCUGGAGAGGGGGCAAGUCUUCCCAGCAGCCCUCUGUGGCCGUGUCCCAGUCCACCUCCACAGCAGCCCACUACCAGCUCUACUCUCAGUCUGUGCACUUCACCCACGGGGGCCGCGAAAGGGCAGGGGGGCCCAGUACCGGCACUGGAGGAGGAGCGGUGGACCACACGCACCAGUACUCUAAUGCCCCCGCCCACGCCGCUCAGAGCAGGACUGCCUCUAGGAAAGGGGGCUACCCAGGGGAGCCUGUUGGAUCAGGAGGGGGAGGAGGAGUGGGGGUGGGCAAGGCUGCAGGUCUAAGGAGGGGCUACAGUAACGCCGCCCCACCUUCAGGCAGUGCCACAGUGAUGCCCCAGCAGCAGCAGACCACCCAGAGCCAGCCGCAGAGGGCAGACCACAGUGCGGCUGGGGGGGCUGGAGAGGGAGUACCUAAAGGAGGGGGGGCGCGGAGAGGGAAGGGCCCUCUGGUAAAGCAGUCCAAGGUGGAUGACCUGCGGGCUGGCCAGUGCACGCUGGGGGGCAAGGCCCCAGUGGAGAAGAGCUCCAUCCCCAUCCCCACCAUCAUAGUCAAGGCCCCCUCCAUCAGCAGUGGCAGUGGCCGCAGCAGCCAGGGCAGCAGUGUGGAGGCUGAGCCCACCCCCCCAGGGGAGACCGACAGAACCCAACCCCCCCACGGACCCCCUUCCACCCCAGCCCCGCCACCCCCUGCUCCUCCCUCCAUCCCGGCCCCUCCACCACCCUCCUUCCGAGGCCAGGAUAGUGAUUUCACCAGCCAGUUUGGGGCGGCCAUCGUGGGCGCAGCCCGCCGGGACAGGGAACGCUUCCAUGAGGCCCGCAGGAAGAGCGCCUCCAUCUUCAUGUCUGCCGAGGAGGAGGUGGGGCCAGGGGGAGGGGGAGGAGGAGGAGGAGGAGGGGGGGCAGGCAGGACACAGACCUCUCAGCAGCAGCAGUUCAGCCCCCAGUCCGGUGGCCCCCCACGCCUACGGCCCUCCAAGUCCAUCGACGAGGGCAUGUUCUCUGGGGACACCUUCAUCCACCACACCCGCAGCAUGCCCCCUGCCUUCGGCCUGCCAGAGUACUCCUCCCCAGCUCCAGACUACCAGCCCAAGUCUGUUCCGGCUGACUUCUACGGGGCGUCAAGCCGGCAGCAGGUCCCCUCUGGCACCACCUUCAUCCACCCCCUGACAGGAAAGGUCCUGGACCCCUCGUCCCCCCUGGGUCUGGCCCUGGCUGCCAGGGAGCGGGCCCUGAAGGACGACGGCAGGAUGAGGAGGGAGAGAGGGACCGAGCACCAGUUUGUACGACAGAUGUCCAGUGUGGUGACAUUCCCCUCCCAGGCCACCUCCCCCACACCGGCUUCCUCAGCCACCCAUUCCUCCAGCUCCUCCUACCUGGUCACCUCCUCCUCCCUAGCCGCCACCACCUCCUCCACCAGCCGACCCCCCUCCCCCAGGAUCCUCAGGGGUGCAGGCUGGGGCGAGGAGGGGGGAGGAGGGGAGCGGGAGAGGGAGGGUGGCGGGGCCAGAGAGGGGCUGAGGGUGCGCUUCUCUGAGGACAAAACAGUCCACACACAUCACUACCAGUCCCAGCACUACCAACCCUCCUACAGGGAGGAAAGACAGAGGGAGAGGUCGAGAGAGAGGGAGAGGUCAAGAGAGAGGGAGAGGUCGAGAGAAAGAGAGCGGGACAGAGAGGGGUACAUGAGGCAGCAGACAGCACCUACCCAGCAGCCCCUCAGCUGUCGUCCCAGCAGCCUCGCCAGGCCUCGUUUCUGA